Messenger RNA from Myotis davidii, 1129 nucleotides. It is a transcript of the gene DAO, whose product is annotated as D-amino-acid oxidase. The transcript has 12 exons. The record is from RefSeq and is a predicted model, not a curated record. Lineage: Eukaryota; Metazoa; Chordata; Mammalia; Chiroptera; Vespertilionidae. Gene Ontology annotation, molecular function: D-amino-acid oxidase activity; FAD binding. The coding region runs from base 74 to 1129 and encodes 351 amino acids.
CGGAGAAGGCUCCACUUCAGAGCCUGAGGCAGGUGGCAGCCUUGUAGUCGGGCCGGGACCUCGGGCUGGCACAAUGCGCGUGGUGGUGAUCGGAGCGGGCGUCAUUGGGCUGUCCACCGCCCUCUGCAUCCACGAGCGCUACCACUCGGUCCUGCAGCAGCUGGACUUGAAGAUCUACGCAGACCGCUUCACCCCGCUCACCAACACCGACGUGGCUGCUGGCCUGUGGCAGCCCUACCUCUCCGACCCCGGCAACCAGCAGGAGGCGCAUUGGAACCAGCAGACCUUCGACUACCUCCUGAGCCACAUCCAUUCCCCCAAUGCUGCAAACAUGGGCCUGGCCCCGAUCUCGGGCUACAACCUCUUCCAUGAAGCUGUUCCGGACCCUUCCUGGAAGGACAUAGUUCUGGGAUUUCGGAAGCUGACCCCCAGGGAGCUGGACAUGUUCCCCGAUUACAGCUAUGGCUGGUUCAACACAAGCCUGACUCUGGAGGGGAGGAGAUAUCUGCAGUGGCUGACUGAAAGGUUAACCGAGCGGGGAGUGAGGUUCUUCCAGCAGAAGGUGGAGUCUUUCGAGGAGGUGGCAAGAGGAGGCGCUGAUGUGAUUAUCAACUGCACCGGCGUGUGGGCCGGGGCGCUGCAGCCGGACCCGCUGCUGCAGCCAGGCCGGGGGCAGAUCAUUAAGGUGGAUGCCCCUUGGAUGAAGCACUUCAUCAUCACCCAUGACCUAGACAGAGGCAUCUACAAGUCCCCGUACAUCAUCCCAGGGAUCCAGGCAGUGACUCUUGGAGGCAUCUUCCAGCUGGGGAACUGGAGUGAGGUGAACAAUAGUGAAGACCACAACACCAUCUGGGAAGGCUGCUGCAGACUGGAGCCCACCCUGAAGGAUGCCAACAUUGUUGCUGAAUUGACUGGCUUCCGGCCAGUACGCCCCCAGAUUCGGCUAGAAAGAGAACAGUUUUGCUUCGGGUCUUCAAACACAGAGGUCAUCCACAACUAUGGCCAUGGAGGCUACGGGCUCACCAUCCACUGGGGCUGUGCCCUGGAGGUGGCCAAGCUCUUUGGCGAGGUCUUGGAAGAAAGGAAGUUGCUCAGGACUCAAGGUCGCCAGUCCUUUGAUGCCAACUGA